Molecule: messenger RNA, 1835 nt
Organism: Rhodofomes roseus
Lineage: Eukaryota; Fungi; Basidiomycota; Agaricomycetes; Polyporales; Fomitopsidaceae
Exons: 2
Coding region: 29-1600 (523 amino acids)
Source: RefSeq, a predicted model, not a curated record
GUCGGCUGCGCGUGGUCGCCGUCACGUGAUGUGCACGUCUUGUUCGCUUUGUGGCAGAGGCGCCCAGACGCGCUCUCCCUCUGCGCUGUCUCCGCCGUUGCCCGAGCGAAGAGGCUGCCCGCACGCUGUGUCCCGCUGUACCACUGUACGACCAUCCUACCACACCUUCUCUCCGGACACCCCCACCAUGCACCGCUCUGUGUCAGCCAUCUCCGCCCGCCCAGCCACACCCCUCCCACCCCUCCACGAAGACAUGGCAGCAGAAGAACUGCCCGCGCGCUGCGAAAGCAGGAUGUCUCAACGCCCACAGCUGCGACGCACCACCGCGACCUACAAACUCCCAAAACUAUAUGCCUUCGACGAUGACGACGAAGAUGACUUUGACGACGACGCGGACCCCGACUUCUCCUCCGCCCUCCUCGCCCAGCGCUCCUCCUUCACACCACACUACAUGGGAGCAGGUGACGACAACGACGACGACGAUUUUGGCGAGCUCAUUCGCUUCAGACUGGACGACGCGGACGUCGACGCGCCAGACUGGGACCCCUUCCCCCAGCACUCACUCGCGCCCCUUCUACUCCCGCGCGCUAGCGAACAACCUCCUUUGGACGACGUCUUCAGCAUCGACACACCUCCAGCCUACCAUGGCCUUUCCUAUCACAGCCUUGCCCUCACCAAACGCGUAUGGAACACCCGGCGAGCGCAACUGUCCAAACGCCGACCUACAUUCAACCACACCGGCCCGGGAAGCCCCGACCCCUUCACUGCAUACGACGGCAUUGCCGUCCCACCGCACGAGCCCGAUUACCCUCUACCAGAAGACUACGCCGAGCCCGCGGCAGCGACACCCCCGCCCGAGUCGCGCAUCGCCGUCUCGGAUCCGAACGUCCCAAUCUACCCGCGCCUCGGCGACAUGUGCAGCAUCCGCGACGGCCGCGCCGCCUCCGUCGACCGCGCCUUCUGCAACUUUCCACUCUACACCAUCCGCAAGGUCCUCUAUCUCCAUGACAUGCUCCGCCGCGCCGCGGACAGCAGCUGCAGCGAGAGCGAGCAGCGGCGCGGCGCACUGUCGGUGACGCCUGCGUUGGUGUCGGGGAGGGUCACCUGCGCGCCCGUCGACGAGGAGUCUGUCGGCGUGCUCUGCGACCAGUUCCAACGCGCGAUGGUCCUCGACGUGACCUUCCCCGUCAACGCCAAGGGCUGGGCACCUAUGUCCUUUGCGCGCUGGAGGAUCCUCCUCGAGAAGGCUACCGGGAGGCAGGUCCCCUUCAUCGAGGCGGUCGAGACGGAAGUCCUGCAUACGACAAAUGGCUCCGCUGAAGCCGAGGAGCCUAGCGACGCGAUCGAAGAGAGACGGUCCGAGCAGGCUCCGCAGCGACCAAAGACACCGCACUUUUUCCUGUUGGACGAAGAUGACGAAGACGACGAGCCGGGGCCACGCCGGUGCACGGCGAGCGACGACAGCAGCGACGACGAUGGCUGGGACGAGAUCAACCUCGAGAACAGCCCCGGCCGUCGCGCUAUCUCCGCGCCUGUGUUCUUCCUUGACAGACGGGCGAUGCCCAUGUCGAUGAGCCACCACGGCAUCAUGGCGCACUAGCUGCAUGCUACAGUCCGUGCAGCUGGACAACGACCGGUCUCGUCUGUCCGAUGUGCGUAGGCUUGUAGAUACUAUACGACACGAUGUACAUGAACCUGAACAUGAGAGCCACGAGCUGAGACGAUAGUACGUACGAUUGUUAUGAGAUGACGCCCACCUACAUCUAGUGUGUGUAGUGAUAUGAUACCGCAUCCUACAUGUAGCAUACCCUCGUUUUAGUUAUCUUUAUUCCCUU